Molecule: messenger RNA, 3639 nt
Organism: Drosophila virilis
Lineage: Eukaryota; Metazoa; Arthropoda; Insecta; Diptera; Drosophilidae
Gene: GATAd
Product: GATA zinc finger-domain containing protein GATAd
Biological process (GO): positive regulation of transcription by RNA polymerase II; cell fate commitment; negative regulation of transcription by RNA polymerase II
Cellular component (GO): nucleus
Molecular function (GO): DNA-binding transcription factor activity, RNA polymerase II-specific; zinc ion binding; RNA polymerase II cis-regulatory region sequence-specific DNA binding
Source: RefSeq, a predicted model, not a curated record
UUGUUUUAGGUGAACUGAAUGUGGAUUGUAAAACAAUGAAAAAGUGAUAAAUAGUGUUUACAUUUGUUUUCUAAUUUGUUUUAAAGUUAUAAUUUAAAAUAUAACAAACCAGUUAAAGGUGUUCUUAUUCCAUCAAAAGUGUAAACAAACAAAAUUACUUAUAAUUAUGUAUAAUGUACCACAUAAGUAUCGCCAAGUUUGUCGAUUGUGCCUCACUUUGGUUAAUGAGCAAGAUAUUGCAGAUCUACAAAUAUAUAACAGUGAGAAAAGUCCCAAUGAAAAACUUAACCAACAUAUUCAUAACUUUAAAAAGUGCAAUAUAAAUGAUAAUGUAUCAAAAUGUGUAUCCAAUGCCUUCGACUCAAAAUCAUGUUGCUGUCAAUAUGAUAACUCGUUAUCAGCAGUGGAAAGCAAUAAUGAAAUGGGCUCAUUGAAUCAUCUUCACAAAAGCAAUUACACACCAAGUGUGCCUUCUGCCUCUGUCAACCCGCCAUGCACUAUAGAAUCCAAAAAGUUUGAUCCAAUAUUUUCAAAUAAAAAUAGUCUGCAAACUAAUUUAACAACAUUACACUUUCAAUCAACAUCAACGACACAAGACGUUGAACAACAAAAAAGAGUAACAUCUAAAUCAAUUGGUCAAGGCGAGCAUCAAAUUAUACAUAGCCUACCCAGCAUAGGAUAUGACACUGCUGAAUCUAUUCCCACAAAAAAUCUAUUAUAUGAAGUUGACGAAAUUUCUUCAACACACGAGGAUUACAGCCAAGAGCAUAAAGAUGAUUCAUCACCGCAUAUUUCAAUUCAGAUAUUCAACUGUCUCUCUAUUAAGCCAUUACCGAAUGAUGGGUUCCCCUCUGUUAUCUGUCAUGAGUGUCGAAGUAAACUUGAAUCGUUUUGGAAGUUCCGUAACAUGGCACAUAAUUCUCAUUAUGCGCUAAGAGAUUUUUUGGCACUAUCGGAAUCGUCCAAGCUUAAUUCAAACAAGUUGGAAACAAAAUUGGAUGCAAUUUUAAAAUCUUCAUCUGAAGCAAUUGCUGCGAAGGCACUGACUGAGCUGAGCAAAUCUUCAAAAAGUAGAUACAGCCAACGGCAACUAACAUAUGAUAACAGUAUGAAGUCUUCAAAGGAAAAAGGACGCCAGAACGAAAAUAAAAUUAAUGAUAUUCAAACGCCUUUGAUAUAUUCAAAUUUGUUGGAAAGUCCACAACAGCCAGUAAACACAAUUGAACGAGAAUCAAUUCUAGUUAAACACAAUGUAACUGCGGCAGAUAAAUCCAAAAAGGCGGAUGUAUCUUUCGAAUUAGAUAAUGGUGUGGAACUACAUACUAAAGUUUCAGAUGUUGAACAAUACAAGAAUUUGCAACAGCAAUUAGAGACUGCAGCAGUACUUAUGGAUAUAAGUAAAAAAAUUGUCAUAUCGCCUCCAUGUUCGAAUCCUCAAUCUCCUUGCGUUUCUGCAUUUGUAGAUACAAGUAUUAAAAGUUCUGUGAUAAAAUCAAAACGUCCAUCUAUUAAUAAUGAUGUGCAAGAGGGCAUUGAAAUAGACUUAUCUGUCAAAAAAGUGAAAAGGGAACACAGCAGUCAAAUGAAUAAUCCAACAACAAGUAACCUUUCCCAAUCUCAAAUACUUGAUAUCGAUGCAAGUCAUAUGAGGAAUGAUGGAAACUUAAGGAAGUAUAGUAUUACUCUAAAUGAAGUUGGCCCUUCUAGCUACCAACUGAACACCAAAAAUCUGCAUACCGAAAGUAUUGCUUCUGGUUUAUCGGUUUCUGAGGACAGCUCUGAUUCAAAUAAAUUAGAAAUGGAUAUCGCAUCUGCUAUGUAUGACAGAAAGACUCCAGAGAGCGUAAGUUCUGACCAUGCGACAGAUGCUGUUACUACUCAACUGUGGCAAGCAUUAGCUCGCUCGGCUGCUAAAAAUAAAGAUGAAAGUCGCGCAACACAGCUUUUACGGAAUAUGAUGAGUCACACUUACGGAUUUCCUGUGCCGUCAACCAUUGCAUUGACAAAAGUACCUGAAGAACCUAUACCACUUUUAAAGGAUAUGCCUGAAUCGCAACCGAAUGUUGUCAAAAUAUGUAGAAGAAAGCAGAGUUUUCCUACUAAAACAGAUUGCAAGGAAUCUCCAGAUAUUACAGACACCGAUACUCGUCUUCAUCCAGAAAAUAUGUCUAAUGCAAAUACAGAAGGAAUAACAGAUAAGAAGAGCAUAAAAUGUAGCAGCACUGCUGCUCUAUCUACUUCUCAAAAGGAUAUGUCUUGUUCUAAUUGUGGUACACUGACAACAACAAUUUGGAGACGGAGCGUAAGAGGAGAAAUGGUUUGCAACGCUUGUGGGUUAUACUUCAAGCUUCAUGGCGUUAAUAGACCCCAUUCUAUGAGACGUGAUACUAUUCAUACACGGCGCAGGCGUCCAAAAGAAUGCGAAAAAUCUAAAAAAAGAAAUAGGCAAAUACCCGGCACUACUGUAGUAGAAUAUGAAAGAGAUAAUAGCCCCAUAGAAUGCAAGAAAUCGGAUAUGUCCUUGGCAGAGGAGACACCCACAUUUUCAAAUUUAGUAUUUAAGAAAUACAAAACGGAAAUAUCUGAGACAGUAGGGACGGCAGAAACACUCAAAAAUGUUAUAUUAAAACGAACAAAAUCACAAUCUUUGCUUGAGUUUAAUGAAACCCAUGCAGGCGAAGAACUAUCUGUACCUCUUAACCUUGUUUCCAGUGAAAAUAAUUCAAAGUUAACAUACAACGCCAAAUAAAAUUCAAGUAAUCAAGCCAUCAAGCGCACACAAUUUAUAAUGAGCUCAUGAAAUCAUUAAAAACUAUUAUCGUUAUAUAUGCUCACACUAAUUUGUAUUCUUAGAAACUAAUACCAAAUUGCAAAAAAAGGGGUUCAAAGUUGUAAUAUUAUGGUGUGAAAAGUUUUAUUUUAAGCACGGACAGAAUUACUUAAUUCUUUUUAUACAUAUAGUAAAAAUGUAAGCAAUUAAAGAGAUAUUUAUACUUAUACAUGAUUCAGUAUUUUUAACAUUUAAUGACUUCUAAGUAGCUUGACAUUAUAAAACAAAAUUUAUAUCAGUAACCCAUUGAACUUUUUUUAGAUUGACGAUGGGAUACCCUAAAUAGGCUUUCGAAUACAUAAAUCAUUUGCGAUCUUUUCUCCAUUUUUAAAGUUAAUUAUUCACAGACAUUUUCAUUAUAGCCUACGUCGUCAAUAAAAAUUAAAAAAAAAGGCUUCCCUUUUUUAAAAGGAUACUUCACAAUUUAAAGUCAAUUCAAUCAAUUCACACGAGGAAAAUGUCUAUUUUUUAAACAGUUCAAUUCUAUAUUAUAAGGAGGUCGGGGUAUCCCAUGGUCAAAUUUUGAUAAGUGUUAAAGGCUUAGCCUAUAAUAUCGUUGCAGGACUUAUUCAGCUGUUGGAAAAAAUUAUACUCAUUGUACGACUUACACCUUACCUCUUUUAAAUAGAAUGAAUUUAAACCCUUGCUUUAAACAAAAAAAUUCGUUUUGCGGCUUUUACAUCAACUGUGUGCCGCAUGAUUUCAAUUAAAUUGGCAGUAGGUUGUGAAAUACAAAUAUAACCGAUCUGUUAUGUAUCACCAAAAUAAAAUUAAUAAAUGUUGGUCUUUCGAAUAACGUUGAAAUAAAA